Molecule: messenger RNA, 615 nt
Organism: Meyerozyma guilliermondii ATCC 6260
Lineage: Eukaryota; Fungi; Ascomycota; Pichiomycetes; Serinales; Debaryomycetaceae
Gene: RPL15A
Product: 60S ribosomal protein eL15
Exons: 1
Coding region: 1-615 (204 amino acids)
Biological process (GO): cytoplasmic translation
Cellular component (GO): ribosome; cytosolic large ribosomal subunit
Molecular function (GO): structural constituent of ribosome; RNA binding
Source: RefSeq, a predicted model, not a curated record
AUGGGUGCCUACAAAUACUUGGAAGAGCUUCAAAGAAAGAAGCAAUCAGAUGUGAUGCGUUUCCUCUACCGUGUCAGAUGCUGGGAAUUGAGACAAAAGAACGUCAUCCACAGAGCUUCUAGACCUUCCAGACCAGACAAGGCUAGAAGAUUGGGUUACAAGGCCAAGCAAGGUUUCGUUAUCUUCCGUGUUAGAGUCAGAAGAGGUAACAGAAAGAGACCUGUUCCAAAGGGCGCCACUUACGGUAAGCCAACCAACCAAGGUGUUAAGCACUUGAAGUACCAAAGAUCUUUGAGAACCACCGCCGAAGAGAGAGUUGGUCGUCGUGCUGCCAACUUGAGAGUUUUGAACUCUUACUGGAUCAACCAAGACUCCACCUACAAGUACUACGAGGUGAUCUUGGUCGACCCAUCUCACAAGGCUAUUAGAAGAGAUGCCAGAUACAACUGGAUUGUCAACCCAGUGCACAAGCACAGAGAAUCCAGAGGUUUGACUUCCGCCGGAAAGAAAUCCAGAGGUAUCAACAAGGGUCACCUUUACAACAAGACCAAGGCUGGACGUCGUCACACCUGGAAGAAGCACAACACUUUGUCGUUGUGGAGAUACAGAAAGUGA